AUGUCUGAGGUGACCAAACCGAACCGUAGAAAGGAGAUCAAGGCCAAGGAGGCCCUCCAGGCGCAAUUCCAGCUUGCCAUCGCCCGUAAUCACUCGAAGAUUCUGUCAUGGCUUUCACCAGAAACCUCAACUGCGACCGAUGCCAAUGACAGUCAAGUAGUAGACAAUUCAUCAUUUUAUAAUUUACCAAUUAUUCCUAAUGGUUCCGGGCUCGCGGCUAUGGGUUCCGGGGCCGGGGCCGGGGCCGGAUCGGGUGGAGCUGGGCUCAAUAAGGUUGGCGAUUUCAUGGCCAGUACCGAGGCUGGAGGCAUGAAAAAGAUCAAGGCCCAAACCCAAGCGAGGGCAGUGACUGCCUCCAAUGAGUCCAAGGCCAUGACGGCCUUGAGAAACAACUUGAGGAACAAGAGCAGAGACAACGUCCAGAAGAAGUUUGGCGCCAAGCAGCAGCAGCAGCAGCCACGGCCCGCCAGCUUUGUCAAGCAGCAGCAGCAGCAGCAGCAGCAGUCCAAGAGCCACCACCGGGCCACUGACGGGGACAGCGACGACGAGGACAUGAAUGCACUCAAGAGCAGAUCUGUCAAGAAGAGCAUGCCCUUGGCGUUUGGUGGGAAGAAGAAGAAGGGUGGUAGGCCGUUCUAG
This is a messenger RNA of [Candida] anglica, 639 nucleotides long. NCBI's taxonomy places the organism in Eukaryota, Fungi, Ascomycota, Pichiomycetes, Serinales, Debaryomycetaceae. The record is from the annotation of a GenBank genome assembly.